Messenger RNA from Xenopus laevis (African clawed frog), 1714 nucleotides. It is a transcript of the gene b3galt2l.4.L, whose product is annotated as beta-1,3-galactosyltransferase 2. Gene Ontology annotation, biological process: glycoprotein biosynthetic process; protein O-linked glycosylation. The record is from RefSeq and is a predicted model, not a curated record. Bases 134 to 1195 code for a protein of 353 amino acids. Gene Ontology annotation, cellular component: membrane; Golgi membrane. NCBI's taxonomy places the organism in Eukaryota, Metazoa, Chordata, Amphibia, Anura, Pipidae. The transcript is spliced from 2 exons. Gene Ontology annotation, molecular function: glycosyltransferase activity; hexosyltransferase activity; N-acetyl-beta-D-glucosaminide beta-(1,3)-galactosyltransferase activity.
UUUUUGUUAUCUUUACAGUGGGCAGAUACAUGCUACAAAGAUUUAAAAUGAGCAACUGGAAGCUUGCCUUCAUAUGGAUUCCGUUUGCCUCAAUUAAAGGCUGAGUAAAGUUUAGGAUCAUCUUGACGUGAGAAUGGCUGCUGGACAUAAAUUUUGGAGGUACUGUACAAUUUCAGUCCUCGUUAUAUUCUCAUUUUCUGCAUUCUACUUCUACAUCACAAGGAGAGAUCAUCAUCAUAUCUCAUCUACUUCACCAAACUCUCUGGAACUCAAGCCACAACCAAACAAUCCAGAACUCAAGCUGCAGCCAAAUGAGAGCCCUGGUUUACCCUUACCUUUGUCUACUACAAGACACCCAUUGACACCCCCUUAUCCUUAUCCUUAUAAGUUUCUCCUGAACCCACAAGAAAAAUGCCAGAAGCAGAAGCCCUUCCUUGUUUUACUUGUGAUUGGAGACAGUCAUGAUGCCAACUCACGAUUAACCAUUCGGGAAACCUGGGGAAAUGAAAGUAACUACAGAGAUGUUGCUGUGGUCACUGUUUUCCUGGUUGGUUUCUUUUCUGAUAAUAUGGAGAGUAAUCAGAAACUGUUAGAGGAGGAAAUGAAGACCUAUGGGGACAUAGUACAGCAGGACUUUAUGGAUACCUAUUAUAAUUUGACUCUUAAAACCCUAAUGGGCAUGGAGUGGAUUUCUAAAUAUUGUCCUGGUGCCAGUUACAUAAUGAAGAUAGACAGUGAUAUGUUUCUCAAUGUGGAAUAUCUUGUCCAACAACUGCUGCAACCAGAAUUACCAGUCCGUCAGAACUACAUUACAGGAUAUAUUGUAGCCAACUCAAGUCCUUUAAGGAGCAAUGAAUACAAGUGGUAUGUCCCUAUGGAAGUGUAUCCUAAUGACACCUAUCCCCCAUAUCCCGCUGGUGCUGGUUAUGUCUUCUCUGCUGAUAUGGCAAAAAAGAUUUAUGAUGUUGCUCAGACAAUUAGGGCAGUGCCAAUUGAGGAUGCCUUUGUGGGAAUCUGUUUGUAUGAACUGAAGAUCCCACUCACUGACCCACCUCCUAAUAAAAUAAAUGGGGACAGGAUAGAUUACGACCUCUGCCAGUUUAACAAGUUGAUCACAGUGCACCAUUAUGCAGGGGAUGAACUGCGGAGAGUAUGGACGGACUUCUGGACUCAGAGAUCAGGGUGCAAGGACUAAAGACUGAUAUAGUAUGGGGUCAGUGUUAAAUUGAAUAAAUUCUGUAUACUGUAUGAUUUAAAAGGGAACUAUUUCAUGGUUGAUAAUCCGUAUAUGGGACAAAUGAUUAAUUAUUAUAUUUAUUUACAUAGCGCUUACAGAGAUUAUACAAAAUUCUCUCCCUUCCUCAGUGGAGCUUACAGUCUAAGGUCCCUAUCACAUUCAAACCUGGGUCAGAAGCCAAUGAUCCAGUCAGUGGAAGGAAACAGGAGGAAGCACACUUAGGGAGAAUUACAAAAUUCUAUGCAGAUAUCUCCCAGCUUGGAAUCAAACUCAAGACCUAAGCACUAAGCACCUCAUCAAAAUGCCUCACUUCCUCUGGCAUUGCCUCUGACAAUCUGAUUUGUUUGUUCUACAAACCAAUAAACCUUUCCAGUUUUGGUACAAUGGGAGUCUUUUAUCAUGGACUUAAAGGGGUGGUCCACCUUUUAGUUAACAUCUAGUAUGUUAUAGAACGGGCAAUUCUAAGCAACUUUUCAA